Microplitis demolitor is the source of this 988-nucleotide messenger RNA. RefSeq lists its product as uncharacterized. The record is from RefSeq and is a predicted model, not a curated record. The coding region runs from base 380 to 988 and encodes 202 amino acids. NCBI's taxonomy places the organism in Eukaryota, Metazoa, Arthropoda, Insecta, Hymenoptera, Braconidae. The transcript is spliced from 4 exons.
UGCACGGAUGUAAACAUUUUAAAUUUAAAUUAGUAGUAGGUAGAAAAAAUAUAAUUUAUAAAAAAAAAAAAGAAAAAUAAAAUAAAAAAAACUACUAAAAAACAGUUAAAUUUGUAUUUUUACGGCCUGAUGAUGUAAUUAUGAUAAAAACAAUAUCUUAAAUAAGUAUAGUGUUAAUUAUUGUGCUUUUAUAAAUUAAACAGAAGAAAAAAAUUAAAAAACGAUUACGGGUACAUAAGGUGAGCUCGAUAAAAGCAGUUUGACGCAACGGGAAAAUCCAUGGCUUGAAAGAGCCAAUCAAGUAGAACGAGAUUGACAUCCACAAAGCCGACGAACAAUAUAUUGUUUUUUAGACUUCAAGGGUUUCUAUUGAGUCAGAAUGAUUGGAGCAAUGCCAGCAGUGGCUGUGCGCCAUGAGCGUAGGAGACAAGAGAAAAGGUUAAAACGACCGAGCCAGCUAUAUCUCGGUGGGCAAUGGAUGCCACCUCUUCAAGGUUCUCCACCGACUCCUAGUCCACAUGGGCAAAAUAGCCAUCUUGACCCUCUUCCUGAACUUUAUCUUUGUGGCAAGAUAUCGGGAUUACACGCAGUGGUAAUUUGUUUGCUGUUGGGCGCAAUAGUAUUGGUAGUUGGUCUAGUUCAACUUGCACCCGGAGCAACGACCACAGACCACAGACUUGUACUACUGGUAGCCGGUGCAACCAUACUCCUAUUUGGAAUAAUUCUUGCUGGGGUAAGGUGUUAUGUUUUACACUGCAUGCCAUUGCCAGCAGAGUCACCGGUAGCAACACCGUUACCACCACCUAGUGCAACAGAUCAGUCGUCUGUUGCAAAAGGUACUCUCGAUUUACUUGUAGGACACGAAAAUCCACCGGAAACGGAACAAAUGAUUCACCAUCAUCAUCAUCAUCCUCAUCAUCAACAACGUCAUCAUGCUAAUCAUAAAGAAAAACGUACUUCCCAAAGUUCAGAACCUGAAAAAGCCUAA